This is a messenger RNA of Aspergillus terreus NIH2624, 1428 nucleotides long. Its product is annotated as NADP(+)-dependent, decarboxylating phosphogluconate dehydrogenase. The transcript has 3 exons. Gene Ontology annotation, cellular component: cytosol. The coding region runs from base 1 to 1428 and encodes 475 amino acids. Gene Ontology annotation, biological process: pentose-phosphate shunt; pentose-phosphate shunt, oxidative branch. NCBI's taxonomy places the organism in Eukaryota, Fungi, Ascomycota, Eurotiomycetes, Eurotiales, Aspergillaceae. The record is from RefSeq and is a predicted model, not a curated record. Gene Ontology annotation, molecular function: NADP binding; phosphogluconate dehydrogenase (decarboxylating) activity.
AUGGGUCAGAACCUGAUCCUGAACGCUGCCGACCACGGUUUCACCGUCUGCGCCUACAACCGUACCACCUCCAAGGUGGACCGUUUCCUGAACAAUGAGGCCAAGGGCAAGCCCAUCGUUGGUGCUCACUCCGUGCAGGAGUUCUGCUCCAAGCUGAAGCGCCCUCGUCGUGUCAUGCUCCUCGUCAUGGCUGGCAAGCCCGUCGACGACUUCAUCGAGGCUCUCCUGCCCUUCCUUGAGAAGGGUGAUAUCAUCAUCGACGGUGGUAACUCCCACUUCCCCGAUAGCAACCGCCGCACCAGAUACCUCGCCGAGAAGGGCAUCAACUUCGUCGGCAGCGGUGUCUCCGGUGGUGAGGAGGGUGCCCGCUACGGUCCCUCCCUCAUGCCCGGUGGUAACGAGGCCGCCUGGCCCCACAUCAAGGACAUCUUCCAGAGCAUCGCCGCCAAGAGCGACGGUGAGGCUUGCUGCGAUUGGGUCGGUGAUGAGGGUGCCGGCCACUUCGUCAAGAUGGUCCACAACGGUAUUGAGUACGGUGACAUGCAGCUGAUUUGUGAGGCUUAUGACAUCAUGAAGCGUGGUAUGGGCCUGCCUGUCCCUGAGAUCGCCAAGGUCUUCGAGAAGUGGAACACUGGUGUCCUGGACUCCUUCCUGAUCGAGAUCACCCGCGACGUCCUCAAGUUCAACGACGACGACGGCACUCCUCUCGUUGAGAAGAUCCUCGACAAGGCUGGCCAGAAGGGUACUGGCAAGUGGACUGCCGUCAACGCCCUUGACCUGGGCAUGCCCGUCACUCUGAUCGGCGAGUCCGUGUUCGCUCGUUGCCUCUCUGCCAUCAAGACCGAGCGUGUCCGUGCCAGCAAGCUCCUGAACGGCCCUACUCCUGAGUUCUCCGGUGACAAGCAGGCUUUCAUCGACGACCUGGAGCAGGCUCUCUACGCCUCCAAGAUCAUCUCCUACGCCCAGGGCUUCAUGCUCAUCCAGGAGGCCGCUAAGGAGUACGGCUGGAAGCUGAACAAGCCCUCCAUCGCCCUCAUGUGGCGUGGUGGCUGCAUUAUCCGCUCCGUCUUCCUGAAGGACAUCACCAACGCCUACCGUAACAACCCUGACCUCGAGAACCUUCUCUUCGACGACUUCUUCAACAAGGCCAUCCACAACGCCCAGAAGGGCUGGAGAAACGUCGUCAGCAAGGGUGCUCUCUGGGGUAUCCCUCUGCCCGCUUUCAGCACUGCUCUGAGCUUCUACGACGGUUACCGCACCCAGGACCUCCCCGCCAACCUGCUGCAGGCCCAGCGUGACUACUUCGGUGCCCACACCUUCCGUAUCAAGCCUGAGUUCGCCAGCGACAAGUACCCUGUCGACAAGGAUAUCCACGUGAACUGGACUGGACGUGGUGGUGAGGUGUCCGCUUCGACCUACUCGGCCUAA